UGGAGUAGCCGCCACUUCCUGGAGCCGCCGGCCGGGGCCGCUCGCUGCACUCAGCGCCAGAGCCGGGAGCCCGCGGCCGCCGCCAUGUCCCAUCAGACCGGCAUCCAAGCAAGUGAGGAUGUUAAAGAUAUUUUUGCCAGAGCAAGAAAUGGAAAAUACAGACUUCUGAAGAUAUCGAUUGAAAAUGAGAAACUUGUGAUUGGAGCGUGUAGGCAGCCUUUAGAUUCCUGGGAUAAGGAUUAUGAUUCCUUUGUUUUACCCCUGUUGGAGGACAAACAACCGUGCUACGUAUUAUUCAGGUUAGAUUCUCAGAAUGCCCAGGGAUAUGAAUGGAUAUUCAUUGCGUGGUCUCCAGACCAUUCUCAUGUUCGUCAAAAAAUGUUGUAUGCAGCAACAAGAGCAACUCUGAAAAAGGAGUUUGGAGGUGGCCACAUUAAAGAUGAAGUGUUUGGAACAGUAAAGGAAGAUGUGUCAUUUCAUGGAUAUAAGAAAUAUUUGCUGUCACAGUCUUCUCCUGCCCCACUGACUGCAGCUGAAGAAGAAUUACGACAGAUUAAAAUUAAUGAGGUACAAACUGACGUGAGUGUGGACACUAAGCAUCAAACACUACAAGGAGUAGCAUUUCCUAUUUCUCGAGAAGCUUUUCAGGCUUUGGAAAAAUUGAAUAACAGACAGCUCAACUAUGUGCAGUUGGAAAUAGAUAUAAAAAAUGAAAUUAUAAUUUUGGCCAACACAAUAAAUACAGAGCUAAAAGAUUUGCCAAAGAGGAUUCCCAGAGAUUCAGCACGUUAUCAUUUCUUUCUGUAUAAACAUUCCCAUGAAGGAGACUAUUUGGAGUCUAUAGUUUUUAUUUAUUCAAUGCCUGGAUACACAUGCAGUAUAAGAGAACGGAUGCUGUAUUCUAGCUGCAAGAGCCCUCUGCUAGAGAUUGUAGAAAGACAACUACAAAUGGAUGUCAUUAGAAAGAUCGAGAUAGACAAUGGGGAUGAGUUGACUGCAGACUUCCUUUAUGAAGAAGUACACCCCAAGCAGCAUGCACAUAAACAAAGUUUUGCAAAACCAAAAGGUCCUUCAGGAAAAAGAGGAAUUCGAAGACUAAUUAGGGGUCCAGCUGAAACUGAAGCCACUACUGAUUAAAAUUAUUACAAUACUAGUUUUUUUAAAAGUCCAGCUUUUAGUACAGGAGAACUGAAAUCAUUCCACGUUGAUGUAUAGUAGGGGAAAAAAUUGUACUUUUUGAAAAUCAGCACUUUUCACUUCUGUGUGUUUUUAAAAUUAAUGUUAUAGAAGACUCAUGAUUUCUAUUUUUGAGUUAAAGCUAGAAAAGGGUUCGACAUAAUGAUGUUUAAUUUCAUCGCAGUUUUCAUAGAGUGAUGAUUCCACACUUUCACAUAGUUCUUAAAAUUUUAUAGAGUUGGGCCAAUUCCAGAAAAUCUAAAGUAAGAUACAAUUCUUAUUACUCUUCGGUGAUACAUCACUUUUUUUCCUUUAAGGGAGAGAGAAAGACCUUAAAAUAUUCAUUCCACUUAAUGAAUAUGUUAAGGACCAGAUUAGAUUAUUUUCUAAGCUGAAAACUUCAUGUGCCUAGGAAAAGGUGCUCUGAAGAGCAGUGCUCACUCAGACUGUGAGAUCAUGUCUACAACUUUUAGAAACAGUGCUUUAUUGCAGCAGUCUUUUCUAUUUGACUUUUUCAUUUUUUAAAUGGCAUUAAAAUUUCAGAAAAUCAACUCACUCUGAAACAUUAAGGGUACCAGAUAUAUACUGCAGGAUUUCUGAUGAUGUUGAAAGACACGUUUAAACUGCUUUAGUAAAUGCUCUUUCUAGUGCUUUAAAACUUUUCCAUUUCAAAAGUAAGUCGUUUCAUUAUAUGUAGUGUGAGACCAAAUAUUUAUGUCCAAUUGAAUAUUAAAUUAAUAUCAUUCAAAAGCAAACAAAACUAAAGUCAACAAUAUUGAAAAAGUUUUAAACAUCGAUUGAUUUCUCUCUAAAACCAUAUAUUUAUAGGGAAAUAUUCAGAUUUAACAAAAUUAUUUUAAAGUCCUAGUACUCAUCAGCCUAACACAGAUAAAUGAAUCUUGUUUCAAUUUAUAUCUUAUUUCAAAACACAGUUAACUGUUUUCUAAAGCUUUGCAUUUUCAAUUACAACCUACAGAGAUUUUGAGCCUUGUUUUCUUUGAUACUUGAAAUAGAGGGAGCUAGAAAACUUCAUCAUGUUUAAUCUGAUAAACCUGCUGCAAGAGCCAUAAUUUAGAGGACUUUUCUAAACGAACUGUGGGGAUCCGGGAUUUAGAAUUUCUUGAUCUAAACUUUAUGCUGCAUAAAACAAAUACCAGAAAUGUACAUUUCAUAGUAUAAAAUAUGAAACACUCAUUUUUACACUUUAUUAUCUAAGGUAAUAUAUGUACCUUUCAGAAAUUCAAUGUGUGUUCAACUAAAAGCAUGUUAGAAUAAUUAUGAGUUGACAGAUUUUUUUUUCUAGAAUUAAGAGUAUUUGUGUGGGGUUUUGUUUGUUUACAAAUAAUCAGACUAUAAUGCAAAAUAAUUGAUGGUAAUGUUGCACUUGUUUAUGAAAGAUAUACUUUAAGUUUUUCCGUGGGUGCACACAUAGACACACAUACACACAAACUACUGCAUUGAGAAUCCUGGAGCUGUGCUGUCGACCAUAGGCCAAGCUGCUGAAGCUGUUAUUUUCGGUCAGGAAGAAAACCUGUCAUGAAGGUAUAAAAUAAUUUAGUAGUGAAUGUUUUUCUCUACCAUCCAUGUGCAAUUAUGCUCUUAAACUCUAUUACACUACAUGAAAGUAAGUGGACAUUCCAGAAUAUAGAUGUGAUUAUAUAAUCUUAAACUAAUUAUUAUUAAACCAGUGAUUGUUGAAAAUCAAUGAUGCAUUUGUUAUAGAGUAUAACUCAUCGUUUAUGUUUUAGGUGAUGUCAUCAUAACAAUAGAAGGUGAAUAAAGUAUUCCCAGUGAAUUUAUAUAGCAGUGAAGAAUUACAUGCCUUCUGUGGACAUUUUAUAACCCCAGAGACUUGGGAACGGAAAGAACAGGAACUUCAAAGACCUACUUCCCACAUUGAAGCACGCACCCACCAUGGCUUACACCAGCAAAGGAAGAGAAAGAGGUUGGCUGGUCUGGGAUGACCUCAUCCGAGAUGACUUGUCUCUGCUGAGCAUGGUUUCAGCAGCAGCAUGUUAGCCCUGGCUUGUUCUCAUGGCAGUGGCAGCGUUCCAUGACAGAGAAAGAGAAAAGUGGUGCACAGGGGCUCUGGAGGCCCAGGCUUGGAACUGAAACGUCACCUUUCCUACAGUCUGUUGACCACAGCAAGUUCCAAGGCCAUUCUGGAUAUAAGGACUAGGGAAAUGAAAUUUACCUCUUGAUGGGAAGAAUUACAAAACCAUAUUGCAAAGGGCAUGGAUCUAGGGAAGAGUGGAGAAUUGCAUUCUAACACAAUGAACAUAAGGGAGAAGUUACUUAAAUUUGGGGGCAUCAAUUUCCUCAAUAAGAAAAAGAUGGGACCUACAUUAUAGAGCUCUAAAAUGUGAUCAUGCCCUUAACAUAAUGCUUGGCAUUAACAGUUAGCUCAGCAAAUGACAGAGAAGAUGAUUAUGAUCAAUAUGAAGACAGAGAGCAUAGUAAAGGUUACAGACUGAUGUCAGAUGCCUGAGUUAAAAUUCCAGCUCUGCAAUUUAAUAGCUGCAUAAUCUUGGGCAAGUUACUUCACUUCAAUUUCCUCAUUUAUAAAAUGUGAAUAAUAAUAUUAUCAGAUUCAUAGGAUUGUUAUGAGAGAUAAGUUAAUAUAGGGGAAGCAUUUUGAAUAGUCCUUAUAAUUAUUUAAUAAAAACAGUGCAACAUAUAAUUUUUUUAAAUUAUAAGUUUAUAAAUUAAGGUAUAUAACAUUAUUAUUAUUAAUUAUUCUUGGGAUACUAUGGGAACACAGAGGAGAAGCACCUACUUCUGCAUGGGGAAUCAGAAAAGACUGUGGAGUGGAUACCAGCAUUGAAUUUUUAAAAACUGUUACGAGUUUGCCAGGUGGACAGCAGAGGGAAGAGCAUUCGAAGCAGAAUAGAAAGAUGGAUGACCAUAUGCCCAAAUACACAGAUGUCAUGUUCAAGAAAUUCCAGGAAGUGCAGUUGUUUGGGAGAAAAGUAUAAUAUAUUUCAGACUGGUUGGCUAAAGAUGAGAACUACAAGAAUCUAUCCAUAUGCAUAUGGAUGAUAUUUGAAACUCCAUAAGUAGAUAAGAUACAAAGUUCUAGAAAGAAGAGUAUCCAGGAUAGAAUCAAUAUUAUUCUACUUAAACUAGGAAAAUAUCGGGUAAUUCAGAUCAAACCUUUCCCUGAGGAAAACUAGGGGAAAAAUUCUGCUCAAAGGCAUCAGUGUGCUACUAAGGUAGUAAUGAAAUAUAGAACCAAGAUAUGGGAGAAAACAUAAAUCCAAAGAGUUGAACCCAGUAUGUAGGGCUACUACUUCCUUGGGGCCAUUUGCCAGUUCUGGGAGAAGCUAUGAACAGAUGUGUACAUGUAUUUUUUUAGUACCUGUGUUCAGUUCUUUUGGAUACACACCCAGGAGUGGAAUUGCUGUGUCAUUGGUAAUUCUAUGUUUAACUUUGUGAAGAGCUACCAAUCUGUUUUCCACAAUGGCUGCACCAUUUACAUUCCCAUCAGCAAUGUACAAAGUUCCCAGUUUCCCCACAUCCUCACCAAUAUUUGUAAUAGCUAUAGGGGUAUCUCAUUGUGGUUUUGAUUUGCAUUUCCCUAAUGACUAAUGCUGCUAAGCAUCUUUUCAUGUGCUUAUUGGCCAUUUGUAUAUCUUCCUUGGAGAAAUUUCUAUUCAGAUCCUUUGCCUAUUUUGAAAUUAUUUUUAUUUUUAUUAUUGCCUUGUAAGAGUGUUUUGUAUGUUCUGGAUAGUAGAUUCUAAUCACAUAUUAUUUUCACAUAUGCCAUUCUAUUGAUUGUCUUUUCACUUUCUUGGGUGAUGUCCUUUGAUACACAAAAGUUUAGAAUUUUGAAGUCCAAUUUAUCCUUUUUUUUUUCUUUCUGUUUUUUCUGUACUCUUGGUGUCAGAUUUAAGAAACAGUUGCCUAAUCCAGGGUCACAAAUAUUUACACCUGUUCUCUUUUAAGAGUUUUGUAAUUUUAGCUCUUACAUUUAGGUAUUCCACCCAUUUUGAGUUAAUUUUUGUAUAUGAUGUGAAGUAAGGGUCCUACUCAUUCUU
This is a messenger RNA of Physeter macrocephalus (sperm whale), 5213 nucleotides long. It is a transcript of the gene TWF1, whose product is annotated as twinfilin actin binding protein 1. NCBI's taxonomy places the organism in Eukaryota, Metazoa, Chordata, Mammalia, Artiodactyla, Physeteridae. The transcript has 11 exons. Gene Ontology annotation, biological process: regulation of lamellipodium assembly; positive regulation of neuron projection development; actin filament depolymerization. The record is from RefSeq and is a predicted model, not a curated record. The coding region runs from base 85 to 1137 and encodes 350 amino acids. Gene Ontology annotation, cellular component: actin filament; cytoplasm; myofibril. Gene Ontology annotation, molecular function: actin filament binding; actin monomer binding.